This is a messenger RNA of Onychomys torridus (southern grasshopper mouse), 4143 nucleotides long. It is a transcript of the gene Macrod2, whose product is annotated as mono-ADP ribosylhydrolase 2. The record is from RefSeq and is a predicted model, not a curated record. NCBI's taxonomy places the organism in Eukaryota, Metazoa, Chordata, Mammalia, Rodentia, Cricetidae. The transcript has 15 exons. Bases 400 to 1062 code for a protein of 220 amino acids.
GGCUGUAUUCAUAGAGCAGCUGGUCCCUGUUUGUUAGCUGAAUGUCGGAACCUGAAUGGCUGUGAGACUGGACAUGCAAAAAUCACGUGCGGCUAUGACCUCCCUGCAAAGUAUGUCAUCCAUACCGUAGGGCCAAUAGCCAGAGGCCACAUUAAUGGUUCUCACAAGGAAGACCUUGCAAAUUGCUAUCAAUCAUCCUUGAAGCUGGUGAAAGAAAAUAACCUCCGAUCAGUUGCAUUUCCCUGCAUUUCAACAGGCAUUUAUGGUUUUCCAAAUGAACCUGCUGCAGUCAUUGCCCUAGAUACGAUUAAGGAAUGGCUGGCCAAGAAUCACCAGGAGGUAGACCGGAUCAUCUUCUGUGUCUUCCUAGAAGUUGACUUCAAAAUCUACAAAAAGAAAAUGAGUGAAUUCUUUCCUGUUGAUGAUAACAAUGAAGGAGCAGCUGAUGCUGACAUGAAAGAAGAUGCAGAAGGGCUAGAGCCUAAAGGUCUUUCUCCACCUCACAAGAAGAGCAAAGCGAAGAAACCAGAAAGUUCAAAAGACUCCAGUGAAGAUGAGAGUGGUCCAGAGGAAAAGCAAAGCGUGGAAGAAAUGGAAGGGCAGAGCCAAGAAGCAGAUGGUGUCAGCACCGCCCCUGUGCCCAGCCCUGCUUCAGAAGAUACAGUGGAAGUCCGUAAAGAUGAAGAUUCUGCAAAGGAUGACAAUACUGUGAAAGACAGUGAUGUGACCAAUCAUUCUGUGUGUGACCAAGAGCUUCCCAAUGGACAAGAGAAUGACUCAGCAAAGAGUGAAGUAAAGAUUGAGUCAGAGUCCCCAAGCUCAUCUAUGGAGACAGAAGAGAUUUCAUCAAACCAAGAAGAUGCCACAAUUGUGGAGCAACCAGAGGUGAUUCCUCUGACAGAUGACCGAGAGGAGCAGGAAGGUGGAGAAGCUCAAAGCGAGGAUGCGAAAAGCCAAGGUUCCAGUGACACAGAAAACACUACAGGUCCUGAUGUUGAAAUGAACAGUCAGGUUGACAGCGUAAAUGAGCCGACAGAGUUUCAGCAAGAAGAUUUCCAAUAGGGCCACAAGAUGAAGCAAAGGAACAAAGAACUAAAACUAAAUGACAACCCUCAGCAUUGCAAGAUAUGGCCCUGGGGGACUUGGGAAGAUGAUAGUGUGUGCUGUGGAAGAGGGGGGGAGGGGGGAAGGCAAGUCCACGGAAGGAAGGGGGUCCUUUGCUCUAAUUCUCCAGCUGCAUUUUGUUCCAUUUACCUACAGAAAAAGAAAAAAAUUUUAAAAGGAAAAAAGAAUAAGAAAGCAAGCUCCCUCCACUUGUGAGACUGGGAGAGGACCCAUGCUAAGGCACUCAGUCCCCAUCAUUUCUGUCUUUUCUUCAUGCCUCACCCUAGGGUUGGUGAUAGAGUUAAUACUCACCUGAGUCUCCUGGGCCUUGUCUUUCUUCCUUGGUUAUCUCACAAAGCUGAUCAUAGAGUGAUUUCUUCCAAGAAAAAGAAAGGUGAUUGACAAGCUGCAGGCUAAAUUUCAAGAAUCCCCAUGCUUAACAUUGGUUAUGAUCCACAGACAGAGGAGAAAGGACAGAAAAUGGCACAAGCCUCAGAGAACACUUUGAAAAGGUCUGAAUAAACAUUUCAAAAUAUUUUAAUUGGGGGGUUAAUGAAAAAGGUGAGACCUGGCAGCCACUGCUGUCUCCACCUCCAUACCCAGGAUGUCAUGUGCAUUCACUUUUGAGGCUGAUUUUGAGCACGGCUUCUUUGGCUUCUGAGGUCUUCACUGUGUGCUUCCAUAUGGAGCCCAUCACUGAGAUGUGGAUCUUUGUACACAGUGGGAAAGAGUGUUACUUUCAUUAAGACCUAAGAGAUGCGCUUGCUUCCUUUAGGACCCAAACAAACCUAUUAAAUAAUAAUUUUAGUUUUCAGAGUUCCACUUGAAAUCUCUACUUUUCAUAAAAGAAUAUCCAUGUUGAGCCAAGGUGUGACAGCCCACAGAGGUUCACAAUUGAAGUUGGGAGCAGUAAGAGUCAUGGCUCCCAGUCCUGGCUUCCUAGUUUGCUCAUGCCAAGUCCAAGGAUGAUUUGAUGGAUCAUCCACUCAUCCAAAAGGGAGUCAGAACUAUGAAGAAGCCGGUGGAAUAGUGUUAGCUCAAGCAAGGAAGACCAGAGGAGGCUGGGCAUUAUCCUGACCAUCUGUCCCAGAACAAACCGCAGUUCUCACACUGCCUCUCUGGGUUCCAAAGGCAUGGAAGUAUCUUUUGCAUAUCACCUUAACUCUACAAUGUAUGUUUUAGAAUUGGGAUGUUUAUGUUGCUACUCCUAACAGAAGUGGGAAAAGUGGAACUGAUAAUAUCUAAAGUCAAUAGUGAGGCAAUACCACUUUAUAAAUAUCUCAUCUAAUUCUCUAGUUUUGCCCUUUCCUGUGGAAAAUUCAUCUUAUCUUCUUAUGACUAGCUUUGGCUGUUCUGAAUUAAUUGCCUCUUCCAGAUUACAUAUUUUGUAUAACAGAAUAAGUAGCAAAUCAUACAUCUGCAUAUGUUACCUUUUAACAUCUCUAAAUUUCAUUAAAGUGAUUCAUCAUAGCAACAAGGAUAUUUCAGCAAUUUCAUGAUGUUUCCCCAUGGCCUUUUCUCUUUCUACAGUUCAACACAAAAGCAUAUACCUCUCCAUUAUACACUCUUUUCUAGAACAAUGCUUUCUCUAAAUAAUCAAAGAAAGGAUGCCAUUCAGAUAUUGAUAGCUUCAAUGUUUUUGGCCAUCUCCAUACCUAUUUUACAAGCACCCAUCAUUUUUAUGAAGUGCCUGACAAGAGGCCCAUGCUAGGAAGGUGUUUCCUCAUAACUCCCAGGGGAAGUACUGCUGGGACUCCUAAUGGGGUGAUAGUGGACAGCAGGCUUCUAAAUGGACAAAAAUGAAAGAGGGACAGCCAGGACUGAAGUGAUCCAGCCCACCUUUCUCCUUAUCACCAAUGGCAGCCAUUUGGUUCACUCAUCUUGCAUGGGUUAAAAAAAUAGGAAGAGAGAAUUCUAUGAAAGCUGUAGGAAAAGGAAAGCACUCUUUGUAUCUAGGAAACAGAGAAGGAGGAGUCCCCAUUCCUGAAUUUGCUUAAUCUUCUUUUUAUGAAUUAGACAUUUUCAUUUUUGCUUUGCAGUAGAUUUUUGGUUGCUAUGUGGCUGAAUGAUUGUAUGCUUUAGAAUAAAUAAUACAGUUAAUUUACACUUCAAUAAUGAAAUAUUAAAAUUUUAGCUCUGGGCCAGACUGAAGGCAUUACAAACAAGGAGAGCCUGUUUGCUGGCCCUGGCCCUGCACAGGCUGUACAAUGCAGUCCGUGUGGGAAGUGAACCAAUUCUUCCACACAUGAAUUCUGGAUGGCAGUUUCCAAUCACACUUCAGCCAGGCCACAUGCCAUGAAGGGAACAGGAACGUGGAGGAAAGUAGCCCUGUUAUUAGUCAUGUUUGCAUACAGAGGAUUGAAGUAGGCCUUCAACAUGAUAGUCCUAAUUAAAAAGGUACUCACUGCAGGCUAGACAAAGGGGCUUUUCCUCUUGCUGGUAACUAUUCAGAUGAUGGACAAGUCUUCUUUGAUAAAAGCUUACAAAGAAGACAUCUGAAGUACUGUCUAUGAUACUGGGUCACAUAUUAAUCACUGCAGCUAAUCCAUCUUUCUAUGGAACACUGAAAAGCCUCUUUGUGAAUUAAUACAGUUCUGCUUGACACACUUGGUUUGCAAGGACAUUUCUCUGUAUGUGGUGCAUGUCAGCUGUGCUUUGAACAACAACAAAGUUAGCAGAAUAUGUUCAAUAUAUUUUCUCGGGAAAUAGGGUUUUUAUCAUGUUACUCAUUAAGGAUUUGCCUUACCCUGACAUUUGUGAUAUAAAGGAAAAUCAGGAAAAAAGUAAUUUUCUUGAACAAGAUACGUUUUUACUUAAUGCGAAUAAAUGUAGUCUGUUGCUUGCAAGGAAAAAAAAAACUGUCUUCUGGUAUUAAUAGGGUAACACGUGCCUCUUCUGUUGAACCAGUCUGGAAAUACUGGCCAGCUUCUGAGUCUGUCUCUUUUCAUCUGUGCCACACACUAUGACACUUCAAUGACUGUUGCCUUCAAACUAUAUUUGUUAGAGCAGAGUGCAAAUAAACUUCUUUGAGAGGAUAAU